GGGCGGAGGAUGGUGCGCGGCGCGCCGGGGUUUCUCCGCCGCCAGAGCCGCAACGCCGCAGCAGAGCCGGCCGCGGCGGGCAGCCGACCCCCGCCCCGGGCGCGGGGCGAGCGGCGGCGGUGAGGCGCGGAGGGCGGCGCGGGCAGCCGGGACGCGGCCCGGCGCCGCGGCCGCAGCGGCCAUGGGGGCCCUGACCAGCCGGCAGCACGCGGGCGUGGAGGAGGUGGACAUCCCGUCCAAUUCCGUGUACCGCUACCCGCCCAAGUCCGGUAGCUAUUUUGCCAGCCACUUCAUCAUGGGCGGAGAGAAGUUUGAUUCAACUCAUCCUGAAGGUUACCUGUUUGGAGAGAACAGCGAUCUGAACUUUCUCGGAAAUAGACCAGUAGUGUUUCCUUAUGCUGCCCCACCUCCCCAAGAACCAGUGAAGACUCUGAGAAGCCUGAUCAACAUCCGAAAGGACACGCUAAGAUUAGUCAAAUGUGCUGAGGAAGUCAAGAGCCCUGGAGAAGAAGCCGGCAGAGCUAAAGUCCACUACAGUGUGGAGUUCACCUUUGACACCGAUGCGCGGGUGGCCAUCACCAUCUACUAUCAGGCCACUGAAGAAUUCCAGAAUGGUAUUGCCAGUUACAUCCCAAAAGAUAACAGCCUUCAGUCUGAGACCGUGCACUACAAGCGCGGAGUAUGUCAACAGUUCUGCCUGCCCUCCCACACCGUGGACCCCUCCGAAUGGGCUGAUGAGGAGCUUGGCUUUGAUUUGGAUCGAGAGGUUUACCCUUUGGUGGUACAUGCUGUGGUGGAUGAAGGCGAUGAGUAUUUUGGCCAUUGCCAUGUAUUGCUGGGUACUUUUGAAAAGCACACAGAUGGAACUUUCUGUGUCAAGCCCCUCAAACAGAAACAAGUAGUAGACGGGGUCAGCUACCUCCUUCAAGAAAUCUAUGGAAUUGAAAACAAGUACAAUACACAAGAUUCUAAGGUGGCUGAGGAUGAAGUGAGCGAUAACAGUGCCGAGUGUGUGGUGUGUCUCUCAGACGUCCGGGACACCUUGAUUCUGCCCUGCCGCCACCUCUGCCUCUGUAAUACCUGUGCAGACACUCUGCGCUACCAGGCCAAUAACUGCCCCAUCUGCCGACUGCCUUUCCGGGCACUGCUUCAGAUCCGAGCCAUGAGGAAGAAACUGGGCCCCUUGUCCCCAACCGGCUUUAACCCCAUCAUCUCAUCCCAGACAUCUGACUCUGAAGAGCAUUCAUCCUCAGAAAACAUCCCACCAGGUUAUGAAGUGGUGUCUCUCCUGGAGGCCCUCAAUGGACCCCUUACCCCCUCCCCAGCGGUCCCUCCCCUGCAUGUGCUUGGAGACGGCCACCUCUCGAGAGUGCUGCCUUCCUAUGGCAGCGAUGGCCAUCUGCCCCCCAUCAGGACGCUCUCCCCCCUUGACCGCCUGUCUGACGGCGGCAGCCAAGGACUCAAGCUCAAAAAGACUCUCUCCAGGUCCAUUUCCCAGAACUCUUCCGUGUUGCCUGAGGAGGAAGAUGAGCGUUCUUGCAGCGAGUCUGACACACAGCCCUCGCAGAGACGGCCUGCUCAGCAUCUUAGAGAGGAAUGUGGCGUAACUCCAGAGAGUGAGAAUCUUACCUUGUCAUCGUCUGGACCUAUUGACCAGUCAUCUUGCACAGGGACCCCUAUCUCUUCCACAAUUUCCUCCCCAGAAGACCCUGCCAGCAGCAGUCUGGCCCAGUCCGUCAUGUCCAUGGUGUCCUCCCAGAUCAGUACCGACACCGUCUCAUCCAUGUCCGGCUCCUACCUCGCCCCCGGCACUGAGGAAGAAGGAGAACCCCUCCCUUCCCCCCAGGCUGCCAGGAGGCCCCAGUCAGACGACGGAGAGGCGAUGCCAGUGGAGUCUCCAGAUAUCAACUUUGUUGGCAUCCCAGUUGAAGAGCAGGAUGCUGAGGGAAAUGACGUUCUAGAGGAAGAGGACGGAUCACCCACACAAGAGGAUGGCCAGAGGACAUGCGCAUUUCUAGGUAUGGAGUGUGACAAUAACAAUGACUUUGACAUCGCAAGCGUGAAAGCACUGGACAAUAAGCUGUGCUCUGAGGUCUGCUUACCUGGUACCUGGCAGGCUGAUGACAAUGCGGUCAGUCGUAGGAGCACCCAGCGCCGGCGUUUAUCAUCCAGCAGCCUGGAGGACCCUGAGAACCAGCGAUGUGUGUGGGGUCCCUUGGCUGUCUGAGGAGCCCCAGCCCCUGUGCCGGGGCUCCCUCCUGCCCUCACUUGACUGCUAGCUCCUAGCCAUCCUCAUCAAGACGCCUGGAGACUUUAUGCUCCUGCAGAGCUGGAUGUGAGGUCAGCCUGCUCCUUCUCCCAGCCACAUCUUUUGUAACCAUGUUCCUUCCCCUCAGAAGAGACCAGAAGCCCUCCUUUCUCCUUGUGGGCUGAAGCCACUCGAACUAUGGCUCACGAGACCCUUUACCAAGAUUCUGGGUGUUUCCCCAUAUCUUGAUCUUCAGGUGGAGCCGAGGUCCACGUGCUGGUUGUUUCUUGCGCAUCUUUUUUCUCCUUAGGGGUAGGCCAAGCAGCCUCCAUUUUGAGGCUCUGUUUCAAACACCCAUCUGGCAUUUUCUGGCCUGUGAAUCCUCAUAACCAAUUUGAAAACUCUAGUUUGGGGUGAGGUUAGAGGACAACUCCAGUGAAUAAGGAGCAGCCACAGCACACUACAGUGGAGUUCCCUCAGAAAGAGUUAGGAGCUCCUUUUAAAAGUACAGGCUCAGCGGUGGCAACCAAAAUGUUUCUUCCUCCUGGUAGCAGAGCUAGUCUCUUUUUGCCCGUGUGCCUGUCUGCUUAGGAAGAGACCUUGGAUUCGAGAAUCCCCCAGUUAAGAUGAUGACCCUUAAGAAGCGCCUUCAUGAAGGCCUGGGACUCCAGCUGAAGAUUACAUUUCCAGAAACAUGUUUUUUGACCACUUUUCUGUGCCAGGCGCUGAGUUGGGAGUUUUUGUCUGUUAGCACAUUUCAUCGUCACCCUAGCCCUGCGAGGUGGGUCUCUUAUCCCCUUUGCCUCUGUCUCCUUCCUUUUUUUGUCAGUAGUUGAAGAAAUAGACUUAAGAGGUGGGGCCCAGUGAGUCUCCAGUUCAUUCCCAGGAGCCCCAGAGGACUGAUGGAGAGCGCUGGGCUCGAUCCAGGCAGCAGCUGGGCCAGCAGCGCCGCUCUAGGAGCCCUCUGGUGGGAGCCAAGAUCCUCCUCUCCUUCGUGUCUUCCUGCCUCCCAGACCCGCAGAGCAAACGGGAAGGAGAAGUGCCGUCGCCUUGGCUGCAGCAGAGCUAUCCACAGGCUCUCCUCUCACGGACUUAGGGGAUAUUGUUCAGAUCAUGGCCCCCCACCUCCCCACCCCAGGGUAACGACAUACAAACAGGAACUUGGAACAGCAAGGCCAGACUGAGCCUUCAGGUGGCAUUUCUUUCUCGACACUGGCGUCCUCAAACGAUCCCACCUCGCUCUUGGACAGGUGCUUUGUCUGCAGGCUGAAGGAAAAGCUGGUUGUUCAGUGGAGCAUGAGAUGGUUUGAAAAGCAAUUAGACAGUUGAGACUAGGAGAACCUUAGGCUACACCCUUUGCUAGGGUUUUGUUGCCCUAGCAGAGCUUUCCAAGGCCAGUGCCCAAGGGUCCUUUGUGUCCCUGUAGCUGCAGAGUGCAGGGGGGGAUGGUGGUGGUCCCCGUGGUGCCCUGGGGAGGGGAGGGCCGCUGUCCUGGCUGAGUUCCCACAUCCACCUCUCUGACAUACCUCAGUGGACUCCUUGCCUUGCAGGCCCCUCUUCAUCUCCUUUCCUUCCCCCUUCAUUUUCACAGUCCCUUUCAUAUUUAAGAUUGAAACCAGUAUAAGUUGAGCAAUAACCCCAUUCCCUAUUUCCUUGAAGUAUGAGCAGGAGGCACUUACACACAGACCCACCUCCUGUCCCCACAGGUGGUUUUCACAGCGUGGUGUUACCUGGGAGGGCCCCUGGGGAGGAAGCUGAGAUGAAGGAGAUUCCGGUAAACAGUAGCCACUGAGGCCAGGAACCCUAAGAGGAAGCAAUUAUCUUCACCCCUUCUUUGAGGAUCUGUGACCUUCCCUGCAGGGUGUGCUUCUCAGUCCUUUCCCAGGACGAGGUUGGGGAAAAUUCCUGAAGGAAUCCCAGAGGGAGCCUGGCCUUGACUCCUUUCUCCCUUCUCAGCCUUUGUCACUAGAUGGAAAGUGUCUAGGUUAGAAAUGGCCCUUCACUCCCUGUUUCUUAGAUAGGGUCCUGUUUUCUCUUUUUUCUUUUUUUACCUUUUUCAGCAAGUGGAAACUUCCCUUCCAAAGGGCCUGGUCCUCAGUCUGCCUGAUCAGGGCACAGGUUGGCUGCCAGCCCCACUGCCCCAAUCCAUCAUCCAAAGGAGGCAGUCUUAUUUUGUAAGCAUUUUACCCAGAGAGGAUGAGGAGGCCUGGCUCCUCACCUAGGACACAAAUGCUGGGGCCAGAGGCUCCUUCCUGCCACACUCGGGUCUGAGCUCUUGCCGUGGCCUUAAGGAUGUGCACUGGGCCUGGCUUUCUCACAGAACCAUUUUUUUCCCACUCCUGCCCUGUUCAUCCCUCCAGACUUUAUACCCAUGUUGGGAGCAUCUCCUGGGCACAGACCUCACGCUUUAAGCUGAGUCACCCUGGAGAGAGCUCGGAACCUGUCCACCUGAACUUGGCAUGCUGGUUCCUCGUUUUGCUCUCGGACCUGCACACCUGGUGUGUGCAAGUGUGUGUAUCCUGUUGGUGCCAUUUGUGUACCCUCCUCCCUCCCUGGAGUACAUGCAUGGCACACUACAGUGGGGACACCAAGGAUGCAAUAUUUAUGGAUUGCUGCAUGAUUCUUAAAAAUGAAUAAAACUGUUUACAAGGGAAGGAGAGCUGUUACCUAA
This is a messenger RNA of Choloepus didactylus (southern two-toed sloth), 4919 nucleotides long. RefSeq names its product ring finger protein 157 (gene RNF157). Lineage: Eukaryota; Metazoa; Chordata; Mammalia; Pilosa; Megalonychidae. The record is from RefSeq and is a predicted model, not a curated record. Gene Ontology annotation, cellular component: cytoplasm. Gene Ontology annotation, biological process: protein ubiquitination. Gene Ontology annotation, molecular function: ubiquitin protein ligase activity. Bases 182 to 2227 code for a protein of 681 amino acids. The transcript has 19 exons.